AUGAAGAGACAUCCACUAUUUGAGUUGUACAGUUUCGGCUAUCAUCUGCUGAAACGCUUCUUCUUGUGCUAUGAAAAGUGUGGAGAGAAGCUUGCGCCCGAGAUUCUUUUUUGGAAAGGUCCCAAGGAAUGUUAUGAAAUUGAGAAUGGCGACGGUUACGAAGAAUCGAAGAAUCAAAAAGACGCUUAUUCAUGGAGUGAAGAACUGGAGAAUGAGCUCCGUUCACUUUAUAACGAAUACCGGGACAUGGAUGAGAGACCUGAAGGAAUGGACGUGCUUGAUUUUAUCGAGCCAAAUCUUAGUCGCCCGCGGACUCGUAAACAGAUUCUGAAGAAGAUGAAGGAGUUCGCUCUAGAUCCGCUUGGAGCAAAAGCUAAUAAAGGGUCGAAGAGUCACAAGUGGUCAGAUGGUCUACGGGUUGAGCUUUCUGCUCUCAAGGAGCAGUAUGAUGAGCUGGAUGCAGAAGAUCGUGAGCUUGUGGAUCUGGUUGAUUAUUGUAUGCGGCGGUUGAGUGAGAAGAAGCCGAGACGGCAGGUUGAGCAGGAGCUUGUAGCACUUGGAGCUGCUCUGAAACCAAAAGAAGAAGAAGCGGACAUCAAUAUUGAAGUCCAGGAGUGCAAGUCCAAGUGGUAG
Molecule: messenger RNA, 633 nt
Organism: Cooperia oncophora
Lineage: Eukaryota; Metazoa; Nematoda; Chromadorea; Rhabditida; Trichostrongylidae
Source: the annotation of a GenBank genome assembly